AAGUUGGAUUCGAUUAUUGAAGUUUUAUUUUUCGCUAUCUGCAUCAUGAAAAUUAAACGUCUUGUUGUAGACUCAGGCUGUUUCAUACGUAAUAUACAAUUGCAGGGAUUAACUGAACACGUGGUUACUGUAAAUGAAGUAAUAAGUGAAAUCAAGGAUAAGAGAACUAAGGAAUCAUUACAAGUCUUACCGUAUGAAUUUACACUCAAAAGUCCUGAUGUUGAAGCUUUACAUCAUGUAACAAACUUUUCAAAGAAAACCGGAGAUUAUGCAAGUCUGUCAGCUACUGAUCUAAAAGUCAUCGCCUUGACGUUCGCUUUAGAAAAAGAAGUAAAUGGUACAGACCAUCUGAAAAACGAACCAGGCUCAAAAGUUCAGCUAAAAUCAACAUGGAAAAGAUUUGAUAAUCCUAAAGAUAUAUCAGGGUUUUUUAUAGAAAAAUCAUCAGAUAAAAAUUCUAAAAAAGAAAAAUCCACUAAUAGCCAGAAUUCUCAAGAAAAAGUAUACAAGUCAGAAGAUGAACAAGAUAAAGAGUCAAUUCAAGCAAGUAUAGAGAGUUCUGAAUCAUCACCAAAUGCAGAAAAAACAGAAUCGAACGAAAUAGUAAAUGAAGGAGAGGAAAUUCCUGGAGAUGCUAUUGAAGCAAGUGAAAGUGAAGAAAAUGAAGAUGAUGAAGAAGGGUGGAUAACGCCAUCAAAUGUUCGGAGUAUAAGAGCAAAAAUGGGCAAUAUUGAUUUAGAUGAAAAAAAAGAAAUAGAUGUAGCAUGUAUUACAACAGAUUUCGCAAUGCAGAAUGUCCUUCUUCAACUCGGACUGAACGUUAUAUCCGAAAACGGAAUGUUAAUAAAAAGUGCCAAAAGUUAUAUAUUACGAUGUUUCGCAUGCUUUAAAAUAACCAAGAAAAUGGAUAAAGAGUUUUGUCCACAUUGUGGUAAUGCAAAUACCUUGAAAAAAGUAUCAAUGUCUGUGGACAAGGAUGGAAAUGUCCGCAUAUAUCUAUCACGAAGAAAAAAAAUUUCACGUCGAGGACUUAAAUAUUCCCUUCCUACUCCAAAAGGUGGAAAACACGCAAAUAACCCUAUUCUUUUUGCCGAUCAACCCGUUCCCCAGCAAAGAUCUUCGAAAGCGUCAAGAAAGAAGAUGGAUGUCCUAAAUGACGAUUUUCUGGCAUCUAGCUCCCCAUUUGCUGUUAAAGACAUUUACUCUCGUUCAGCUAUGUUAGGUAUAAAACAAUCUGGAAGAAGUAGACGAAAUCCAAACGAAAGCGGACGAAGGAAGUAA
Messenger RNA from Dimorphilus gyrociliatus, 1281 nucleotides. The record is from the annotation of a GenBank genome assembly. Lineage: Eukaryota; Metazoa; Annelida; Polychaeta; Dinophilidae.